This is a messenger RNA of Oikopleura dioica, 1887 nucleotides long. NCBI's taxonomy places the organism in Eukaryota, Metazoa, Chordata, Appendicularia, Copelata, Oikopleuridae. The record is from the annotation of a GenBank genome assembly.
AUGUCCUCCAUUUGGAGCCUCACUACUCCUUAUGUGAAGAAGUUGCUUGGAUGGAAACAAGGCGACGAGGAAGAAAAAUGGGCUGAAAAAGCCGUCGAUGCCUUGGUCAAAAAGCUCAAGAAGAAAAAAGGAGCCUUAGAUGCCCUUGAAAAAGCGCUGAGCUUGCGAACACACCAGACAGAAUGUGUAACAAUUCCAAGGUCGCUCGACGGUCGACUUCAAGUUUCUCAUAGGAAAGGCCUUCCCCAUGUAAUUUACUGUCGAGUAUGGCGUUAUCCAGAUCUACAGACGCAUCACGAGCUCAAGGCGCUUGACUGCUGUCAAUUUCCAUUCGAUGCUAAGCAGAAAGAUGUGUGCAUUAAUCCCUAUCACUACACGCGAGUGGAAUCCCAAGUUUUACCCCCUGUUCUAGUGCCUCGAUAUUCCGAGUCUGUCGCGAGUCACAGCAUGCUCAACGGAAAUAACCCGUGUCCGGUGCCACCCUCUCCUGUACAAAGCCGUCCAAACGCUCCACCAAUGCCUCCUAAUCAGACCUACGCGCAAAACGGCUUCCCUCCCAACUUCCUUCACCCUGGUCCUCACGGCCCUCCACAUCCCAACAUCCCGACAUCUCAGGCUCCUUCGCCGUACGGUGACCCGCGAUUUCCUCCACACUCAGUGAUGCCAGGAAUGCCUGCUCACGGGGCGCCUCCACCAGCCCAUCCCGGAUAUCCGGGCGCGCACUAUCAGCAGCCAUCGCCACAGCAAAUGGCGCCAAGUCACAUGCCUCGACCGCCAGUCGCCCAGGUCCACUCACCGCAACUUCAAGGCCAAGGAACUGCACCAGAGCAACGCCAUCCAUCCCCUGCUCCUUCUCCUCCCCAUGUUCAAGGGCCGUGGUCACCAUUUGGUCAAUCUCCGCCGGCGGAUAUCAAGAAGCAGCCUCCCAUGACACCUCCUACUACGGGACACGAUCAACAUUCGAUCCAAAACGGCUCGUCUCCUCCACCAUUUGCCACGCCUCCAUCCCCUUCCUCGCCAAUUUCCACGCCCAUCCCUCCUCUUUCACCAGUUUCUUCGGCAAGUAUGAUGAUGCCUCCCCAGUCUCCAGGUGCACUGUCUACUGAGUCACUCGACGAGUCGAUGCAAUUCUCCACAGACGGCGAGAUCACAAAAACAGAGAAGACGACAGGAUUAGGGCCACCAGUCGAGCGAGAAACUGGCCGGCUCAACUUGACACGGAAUCCUUCCUACCGUCCCUCCAGACAUCCAUCACAGCCCAUCGCCUUCGACCAGGUGUGCUACUCAGAGCCAAAAGAUUGGGCGACGCUGUGCUACUACGAGUUGAACAACCGAGUUGGAGAAACUUUCAAUGUUCAUGUUCCUAGCGUUGUUGUCGAUGGGUUCACCGAUCCUAACACGAGUCCGAAUAGAUUCUCGCUUGGUUUAUUGUCGAAUGUAAAUAGAAACUCGACCAUUGAAAAUACCAGGCGCCAUAUCGGAAAAGGCGUUCAUCUGUACUACGUCGGCGGCGAAGUAUACGCAGAAUGUCUCUCCGAUUCAGCUGUAUUCGUCCAGUCCGUGAACUGCAACUACCAUCACGGUUUCCACCGCUCGACAGUUUGUAAAAUUCCUCCAGGUUGCUCCCUCAAAAUCUUCAACAAUACUGAAUUCGCUCAACACCUAUCGCAAUCCGUCAACUACGGCUAUGACAAAGUCUUUGAGCUGACUAAGAUGUGUACGAUUCGAAUGUCAUUCGUAAAAGGAUGGGGCGCAGAAUAUCAUCGACAAGACGUCACUUCAACUCCUUGCUGGAUCGAAAUCCACCUCAAUGGGCCGCUACAAUGGCUCGACAAGGUGAUAACGCAAAUGGGCAGCCCAUCACAGCAAAUAUCUUCUGUCUCCUGA